AUGCAGAAUGAUGAAGAGUUCUUUAUUGGGGAUCGGGACGAUGAAAGCACAUCUUCUGAUUUGGAGUUGAUUGUGGAUAAAAUUCCUGGGAAGGAGGAACAGAAGGAGGAGGCCGAGGGGCAGAACAUUUUGGACUACGACAUAGAAAGCUUUACAGACAAGCCGUGGAACAAGCCUGGGGCUGAUAUUACUGACUAUUUCAAUUACGGAUUCAACGAAACAACCUGGAGAGAAUACUGCAACAUGCAGAGAAGGAAAAGCGAGUUUGCACGUGGAGGGGCUGAGUGGACUGAUGAGAAGUAUGGGGGAGUAAGAAGAGGGUUCAACGAGAUCAAGAGGGAAGGAGAGGGGGAUGGAAGUAGGAGUAGGAGAGGGAACAGGGCAGAAAGAGAAGGAGGAAGAAGAGGCUCAGCAGAAGGGCAGAGAUGGGAAGGAUGGAAUGGAAGAAAAGAUGGAGGAAGACGACGUGGAGACAGAGAAGAAAGAGGACAAGGAAGAUAUGAGGAGCGGGGGGAGGGGCGAAGGUAUGGAUAUAGAGAUGGCAGUAAAAGACAGUGA
Encephalitozoon romaleae SJ-2008 is the source of this 558-nucleotide messenger RNA. RefSeq names its product polyadenylation factor I complex subunit Fip1. Bases 1 to 558 code for a protein of 185 amino acids. The transcript has a single exon. The record is from RefSeq and is a predicted model, not a curated record. Gene Ontology annotation, biological process: mRNA processing. Lineage: Eukaryota; Fungi; Microsporidia; Unikaryonidae.